Messenger RNA from Mycosarcoma maydis (corn smut), 1395 nucleotides. Its product is annotated as carboxylesterase-mitochondrial 37S ribosomal protein YmS2. The record is from RefSeq and is a predicted model, not a curated record. Gene Ontology annotation, biological process: protein demethylation. The transcript has a single exon. Bases 1 to 1395 code for a protein of 464 amino acids. NCBI's taxonomy places the organism in Eukaryota, Fungi, Basidiomycota, Ustilaginomycetes, Ustilaginales. Gene Ontology annotation, molecular function: protein methylesterase activity.
AUGUCAGGUCUACAGCGCUCUUUUGUCAAGAGCAAGCUCUCCAAGCUUCCGCCGAUCCCGCCAUUCUCUGAGGCGGACGAAGAAGGUCAAGAGCAUCAGGAUCCUGAUUCAAAUGCGGCAUCUCGACUUUCCAAGCGCCGACAGCAGACAGAUGCCUUCGCUCCACGCACAGCGGAAGGAUGUUUCGAGGAAGCCCUCGAGGUCAACGUUCCACUCGCUUCUGGCUCUGCCUCCUUCCGCGUCUACUACACUCCUCCGCGUCCAAAGCCACCGACGCUAUCCAGAUCGUCCCAUCAAGCCGCACUUGGACCUCCGCACAAUCUCGGCAUCAAUGUCGAGUCCCCCACCUUACCAACAUUGAAACCUGGCAUCGGGUCUUCCACGGAUGAAUGCGAUGAAGAAGAGCAAGAAAGCUGUCACCUAUCGAAGCAAAGUACCGCGUCAAGCCAAGGAACCCUUUUCGUCCUCCAUCACGGAGCAGGCUUCAGUGCUCUUUCUUACGCCUUAACUGCGGCCGAAAUCACACGGAUCAGCCGAGGUGAAGUUGGCGUGCUCGCAUACGACUGUCGUGGUCAUGGACGAACACGCAUGUUCGGUGUGAGGUCAAACCCUCUGGACAUGUCAAUUGAUGUCCUUUGCUCGGAUUUGACCUCGCUCUUAUUGACCAUGUUUCCCGAGAUGGAUCAGAUGCCGUCGCUUGUUCUCGUCGGUCAUUCGAUGGGCGGAUCCGUGGUCGUAUCAGCUGCACACGCACUUUCAGCGAAAGGGUUCAGUCGCUUGUCGGGGGUUGCAGUACUGGAUGUUGUGGAGGGCACUGCAAUGGACGCGCUCAGUGUGAUGCGAAGCGUGGUGCUUGGCCACCCUUCAGGAUUCGACUCGGUCGAAGCAGCGAUUCGAUGGCAUGUGGAUAGCAAGACUAUCGCAAAUCUCGACAGCGCGCGUAUCAGCGUUCCGCCCUUGAUUGAGCCCGAUCCUGCCUUUUCUUGCGCCAACACAUCGGCAAAUGAAGAGAAGGACGAGCAGCAAGAAGUUCUAGAUGACGACGCCUCGUCGGAAACCGCGCAGCCUAGUAACCACCAGUACGCCUACCGAUGGCGAGCUGAUCUGUUGGCCACCGAGCCAUACUGGUCGAGCUGGUUCCGGGGUCUCUCCUCGCGCUUCUUAACGGUGAGAACGGCGCGUCUGCUGCUGCUGGCUGGCACAGAUCGCCUUGACCGAGAGCUCAUGAUUGGCCAGAUGCAGGGCAAGUAUCAGCUCGAAGUGAUUGCCGACGUGGGACAUUCGUUGCAUGAAGACGCACCCGACCGCACAGCGCGUAUCCUGGUCGAUUUUUGGCGCCGAAACGAGCGUAUACACCUUCCACUCAAGCAUAUUAAGAAAGUGGGCGAGGCGUAG